Molecule: messenger RNA, 345 nt
Organism: Sugiyamaella lignohabitans
Lineage: Eukaryota; Fungi; Ascomycota; Dipodascomycetes; Dipodascales; Trichomonascaceae
Exons: 1
Coding region: 1-345 (114 amino acids)
Molecular function (GO): protein binding
Source: RefSeq, a predicted model, not a curated record
AUGGCAGUUAAUAUCUGGAUUGCUGCCUCAGAUAACGAUAUUAAAGCAGUUAAAGAAUAUAUUACCAGCGGAGCACACACCCCAGCCGAUAAAGAUGCGAAUGGGUAUACCCCUAUUCAUGCUGCUGCUUCAUACGGACAUAUCGAGUUGCUAAGGUACUUGAUCAAUGAAGCUGGAGGUGACAUUAAUAUUACCGACGAGGAUGGGGACACUCCACUACAUACAGUUGAAAGUGUAGAGACUGCCAAAUUUAUAAUUGAAGAGCUCAAAGGAAGCCCGAAUGCUGAAAAUGAUGAGGGACAGACAGUAAGUAUAUUGCAGAAUUCGUUCGCAGUUGAGAGUUGA